This is a messenger RNA of Mucor velutinosus, 876 nucleotides long. RefSeq lists its product as uncharacterized. Lineage: Eukaryota; Fungi; Mucoromycota; Mucoromycetes; Mucorales; Mucoraceae. The transcript is spliced from 4 exons. The record is from RefSeq and is a predicted model, not a curated record. The coding region runs from base 1 to 876 and encodes 291 amino acids.
AUGGCUUCUACUGCAAACGAUCGUGCUCAACAAAUUUUUGGUCAUUUAGCCAAUGCAUCUCCUUCUCUUCAAGGUAAAGUGUGCAUUGUGACAGGUGCUGGCUCUCUGUAUGGUAUUGGCCGUGCCACUGUCAUUUCUCUCGCCAAGCGAGGACCCAAAGUCAUCUAUGCUACUGAUUUAACAUUGGAAAACUUGGAGGAAUUGGCCAAGGAGAUCAAGGACACUUACAAGGUGGAGUGUAUCCCUCGUGCUGUGGAUGCCGCCUCUCAAUCCGCUGUAGAGAGCAUCAUUGAUGAUGCUGUUGCCAAGUACGGUCGCUUGGAUGUCUUUUUCGCUAAUGCUGGUGUCGCUACUGGUGAUCGUUUGCAAGAUGAGGACGCCGAGUCCUUUAUGAACAUGAUGCGCAUCAAUGCAUUGAGUGCUUUCUUGGCUUGCAAGCAUGCUGGUGCUGCCAUGCUCAAGUUGGGUGGUGGUAAACAAGUUACCGGUGGCUCUAUCAUUUGCACUGCUUCUGUUGCUGGUAUCAGAUCUGGUGCUGGAUCACCUGAAUACUCUGCAUCUAAAGCUGCUGUGAUCAAUUUGUGUCAAACCAGCGCCUUCCAAUACGGUGGCACCAAUGUGCGUGUCAAUGCCAUCUGUCCUGGCUUGAUUGAAACUGGUAUGACCAAGGGCACAUUCGAUUAUGCUCGUCAAAAGGGUUCCGCUCACAAGAUCGGUCAAUUGAAUCCCACCAAGCGUUAUGGUGUUGCCUCUGAAAUUGCUCAUGUUGUCGCAUUCAUGGCCUCUGAUGAAGCCUCUUAUCUUAACGGCCAAGCUAUUGCUGUUGAUGGCGGUCUCUCUGCCAGUCAUCCCAUUGUCCCUGGAAGAUUCCAUUAA